This is a messenger RNA of Paramecium pentaurelia, 1423 nucleotides long. NCBI's taxonomy places the organism in Eukaryota, Ciliophora, Oligohymenophorea, Peniculida, Parameciidae. The record is from the annotation of a GenBank genome assembly.
UAAUGUAGGACGCAUAGAAACUUUAAAAAUUAUCUUAAUUACCUAAAAACUUUUCAGAUUGGUAAGUUGGAGAUGAUUAUGAGAUAAUCAAAUAAAUAGGAUCAGGAUCAUAUGGAUAAGUUGUAGAGGCUAUGUAAAAAUCUACAAAUAAAAAAGUUGCUAUUAAAAGGUGUAAUAUAAUUUGUAUAUUAUUUAAGAUUAACAGCAAUAUUUGAUGAUGAAAUUGAUUGUAAAAGAAUCUUAAGAGAAAUAUGUAUUUUAAGAGAAUUGAAGCACCAAAAUUUAAUUCAAAUUAUUGAAAUUCUUGAACCAUAAGAUCCUAAAUCAUUUGAUACUAUUUACGUUGUUAUGGAAUAUGCUCAAGUAAUUAUUUAUUAUUUAUCAAAGAGUGACUUAAAAAAAUUAUUUAAAUCACCCAUUCAUUUACAAUUUCUACAUAUACAAACAAUUGUCUAUAAUAUUUGUGUCGGCCUUAAAUAUUUGCAUUCUGCUAAGGUUUUACAUAGAGACUUAAAACCAGCAAAUGUUUUAUUAAAUGAAGAUUGCACUGUUAAAAUAUGUGAUUUUGGAUUAGCAAGAAGUGUUCAAGGUUUUUUUAUUUUUAUUUAUUUUCUAGGUAUUGAUGCUACAGAUUAGGCAUUAGAGGAAGAACUUGCUAGAUAAUAAGAAGAGCCUAAAAAGAAAGAUGAAAAAAAAGGACCUAGAAUGUUAUAAAAAUAAAAUAAAUUAAAUGCCAAAGCUGUAAAAAGAGAAUUAACUGGUCAUGUAGUAACAAGAUGGUAUAGAGCUCCAGAAGUUAUUCUAUUGGAAAAAGAUUAUACUGCUGCUAUUGAUGUUUGGUCUGUUGGUUGUAUCUUUGCAGAAUUGUUAAAUAUGAUGAAAGAAAAUGCACCAACAUUUUUAGAUAGAGCUCCUCUAUUCCCAGGAACAAGUUGUUUCCCUCUUAGUCCUGAAAGAAGUGCUAUAGCUAAGAAAGGAGGAUUUCCUUAUUCUAAUACAGAUUAACUAACUGUCAUCUUUUCUGUCUUGGGAACACCUGGAGAAAAGUAUCAAAGCAAUUAAUUAUAUUAGAGAUAUGGAUUUUGUUACUGAUAAAAAAGCUAUUGAAUAUUUGAAGAGUUUUCAAAAAAAACCUAAAGUUGCCUUUGUUGAAAUAUUUCCAGGAGCCCCUCCUGAGGCAUUGGAUUUUUUAGACAAAUGUCUAUAAUUUAGUCCAAAGAUUAGGAUAACUUUGGAUCAAGCAAUUGAACAUCCCAUGCUUUAAAAGGUUAGAGAUAAAAAGAAAGAAACAACUGCCCCUGGUAUAUAUAUAUUCAUUAAUUUAUAGGACCUAUAUAUCUUGAUUUUGAAUAAGAAGGCGAUUUAUAAAUUCCAAGAUUAAGAGAGUUAUUUUUAAGAGAAAUUUCAAAAUAUAAGCGUUGAA